Messenger RNA from Amborella trichopoda, 1616 nucleotides. RefSeq names its product Dynein light chain type 1 family protein. The record is from RefSeq and is a predicted model, not a curated record. Lineage: Eukaryota; Viridiplantae; Streptophyta; Magnoliopsida; Amborellales; Amborellaceae. Gene Ontology annotation, biological process: microtubule-based process. Gene Ontology annotation, molecular function: dynein intermediate chain binding. Gene Ontology annotation, cellular component: cytoplasmic dynein complex.
ACCUAGAACUAAUGUAAAGAAAAUAUUUUAAUUGAUUAUCAAAAAAGCAUGUAUGGUGAUAUUUUAAUGCCAAAGUCGUAGCUUAUCAAUUUAAAAGAACUCAAUGGAUUAACCUCACAUGAUAAAAGCAAGAUGUGACAUGUGAAGCCUAGAGUGUUUAACCAAGAUAAGAUAUUUCCGAGGACAACGUAUUUAACCAGAAUAAAAGAGAACCAAAAGAAUAACCCCCAAAAAAAUAUAAAACACAACAGCUCAUUUAAGCAAUAGCUAUCAAAUAUCAAGAUCUUGUAGGUUUGAUUCAAGGCAGACAGAUGGACCUACCAUUCUCAUUGGAUUGGGACUUUCAUCAAAUCCUUUUGAAGAUAAAAAGACGUUCUCCCCUAUGCCCCCCCUUAUUAAUAGAUAAAGUCCCCUCUUUAUUUGAACAUAAUUUCACAUCUCAAAAAGUAGCUCCACUAUACAUGCCAUUUGCUUGAAGAAGAUUACAAAAAUGCAUCUAAUCCGCCCCAAACCAUCCACCAUAUUGAUUCCCUUGGUUUAAGGCACUAACACAUGCUUUGCCUACUAAACUAUUCCCCUCACCCACCAUCCCCUCUUAUUGCACGCCUACCUUGCUAUUCCUUUCAAAUCCACAAGAACCUUUAGACCUCCAUUAACACAGCUCACAUUCCUUUUACCUUAGGCAGAACAGACAGAGAGAGAGAGAGAGAUGGAUGGUUCCACAAGAAGAAGAAGAGGAUCUAGGACGCUCUUGAAUUUCAUCAUUGGGGCGCCGGAAUACAGUAACAAAGGAGGCCAAAAGCAAUCGAAGGACGAUGUGAGGUCUAUGUUCGAUCAACCGAAGCACCAUGUACAGGCUAUUAACACUUCCAUAGAUCACCCCAGGGACCAUGUUAAAGCCAUGAACACAUCCAUGAAUGUUGGAGUGGCCGUCAGUGUUCCAAAGAACAAUACUGAAGAAGAGAAGGCUAAACCGGCCUUGAAGAGUUUGGGAAAGAUGAAAUCAUUUGAAAAUCCGAACAUAAAGAAUAGGGAGAGAAUAGUGGUAGUGGAGAGUCGGAAGUCAGUAUCAGAGGUGGACAUGAAUGUGGCUUCAGUGGCUGCUUUUGUUGGGGCAAAGGUCCGGGUCGCCGACAUGCCGGCGUUCAUGCAAGUCCAUGCCUUUCGCUGUGCAAGGAGCACCUACGAUAGCCUAGAGAAGUUUAACCCCAAGCACAUGGCCUAUAACAUGAAGAAGGAGUUUGACAAAGCGUAUGGGCCUGCCUGGCACUGUAUAGUGGGGACAAGCUUCGGAUCAUAUGUGACACACUCUGCAGGCUGUUUUCUUUACUUUUCAAUGGAAAAAUUAUUCAUUUUGGUGUUCAAGACAAAAGUUGAGAGAGCACAAUAUGAGGAUAAAAUAUAGAUUCAUGGCACAUGCAAUGUAUGGUGAUAAUAGAAGAGGAACAAUUGUAAAUACUUCAAACUAGGGCAGAGAGAGAUUUUCUCUUCCCCACCUUCCAUGCGCACACAAAAGGAAGAUUCCCUUCAAACUCACUUGCUCAAUGUAGGCACCAACCCUACACAUGUUGGUGCAUUUUUUUCACAUAGAUGAAUGCAUGGCUUUAUAUUUUUUU